This is a messenger RNA of Naumovozyma dairenensis CBS 421, 1059 nucleotides long. It is a transcript of the gene RNR4, whose product is annotated as ribonucleotide-diphosphate reductase subunit RNR4. The record is from RefSeq and is a predicted model, not a curated record. Lineage: Eukaryota; Fungi; Ascomycota; Saccharomycetes; Saccharomycetales; Saccharomycetaceae. Gene Ontology annotation, biological process: deoxyribonucleotide biosynthetic process. The transcript has a single exon. Gene Ontology annotation, molecular function: oxidoreductase activity. The coding region runs from base 1 to 1059 and encodes 352 amino acids.
AUGUCUAACGCUGCCCAAUCUUUAGAAGCUCAUCAAUUAUUCUUAAAGAAUUUUGAAGCUGAACGUACUGCCAUGAAGGAAACUGAAAAGGAUGAAAUUUUAUUAAUGGAAAACAGCCGUAGAUUCGUCAUGUUCCCAAUUAAAUACCAUGAAAUCUGGGCUGCUUAUAAGAAGGUAGAAGCUGCUUUCUGGACUGCUGAAGAAAUCGAAUUAGAAAAAGAUGUCAAGGAUUUCUCUAAAUUAAACGAUGAUCAAAAGGAAUUCAUCGCUAGAGUCUUAGCUUACUUGACUGUUUCUGAAGAUAUAAUUAACAAGCAUUUGGUUGAAAAAUUCUCUGCUGAAUUACAAAAUCCAGAAGGUAAGAGUUUAUACGGUUUCCAAAUUAUGAUGGAAAAUAUUUACGAUGAAGUAUACUCCAUGAUCGUCGAUGCUUUGUACAAUGGCCCUGAAAAUGUCCCAUACUUCAAGCAAGUUCCAAGCACCGUUCAACAUCAAGAAAAGGCUGCCUUCAUUCAGAGAUGGAUUCAUAACCCAGAUUCCCUAUACGGUGAAAGAUUAGUCGCUCUUUCCGCUAAGGAAGGUAUUUUCUUUUCUGGUGUCUACGCUGCAUUAGGUUGGUUAGGUAACACUGCUGGUUUCCCAGGUAUCUCAACAGCUAACAAGUUCAUCUGCAGAGAUAAGGGUGCUUACGCUGAUUUCGGUUGUUUAUUAUUUGCUCAUUUGAAGACAAAGCCAGAUGCUAAGAUUGUUGAAAAGAUUAUCACUGAAGCUGUUGACAUUGAAUUAGAUGUUAUGAACAAGGCUUUUGAAGUCGAAAAAUUCGGUGUCGAUCCAGCUUUAAUUAAACAAUACGUUCAAUUCAUUGCUGACUCUUUAUUAAGCUCUUUCGGUAACGAUAAAGUUUACAACGUCACCAACCCAUUCGAAUUCAUGGCUGGUGCCACUCAAAUUGGUAAGUCUAACUUCUUUGAAAAGAAGGUUUCUGACUUCACCAAGGUUACUACCGCUGAUAAGGCUAACAAAUCUGCUGAAUCUAUUAAAUUCAAUGAAAGUUUCUAA